Messenger RNA from Linum tenue, 405 nucleotides. The record is from the annotation of a GenBank genome assembly. NCBI's taxonomy places the organism in Eukaryota, Viridiplantae, Streptophyta, Magnoliopsida, Malpighiales, Linaceae.
AUGUGGUGGAGUUGUUGGGUUCGAACCAGUACAAGGUGGAGUAUGUCAAUCUGGUCAAAAACAGAGGAGGACGAGUCGGAGCUUCUGAUCGAAACGGUCUCCGGCGAGUUCAUCCGGCCAGUCCCGCCGCGAAUCCGCUUUGGCAGAGUGACGGGGAAGAAGGGGAUGAUGUACCAUGUCUACUUUGAUUACACAGGGGAUGAGAUUGCUUACCCUGUUUCGAAGCUGCGAGUUCAUCUUGAUUGGUCGAACGGGCGGUGGGUUUCGCCGGAUAGAAGGAAGAAACGCGUCCGCGAUUCGUCGCGAUCGGAGCCGGCCAGGAGCGCUCCGACUCGUCCUGCUUCCAUGAGCAUGGAAAAGGAGAAGAAGAUGAGAAGGAUUUCUGAUAUGGGAAUUUUGAUGUGA